UCCAGCAACUGGAGAGCUGGUAACAGCUUAACAGUGCGCGGUUGCUGGCUUCAUGUCCAACAUGCUGGUCUUAAUAUCGGACCAAGUGCCACAGAGUGAACAGAUCAGGCACGCGUGGCCGCUCCGUUCCCGUCCGCUAAUCUGAACGCACAGGACCCGAAUAAGGAUCAAGGAUAAUCGGCCGCGAGUCCCGCGACAUGUGAUUCCAGUGUUUUUACCUAAAAAAAUUCUCCUCUUCGUUUCGGGUUUUUUUUCUGUCUGGUGUGUGCGCUCUCUCGGAUUUAUUUUGGUGUGUGUGUGAAUGCCGGUGUGUACUUUUCUCCGGCGUCUGUGAACCGUCUUCUCUUAAUUUACUGGAGCCCACCUUACCAGCCCCCUACGUUUUUAACGAUGUAUCCACACUUUUUAAGGACUCUUGCUUGAUUAUCGACAGCUUUUCUGUUCAGGUGCCAUAAUGUUGUAAGAAAAUGGUCAUCUGGCUGAGAUGGAUCAUCGACUCACCGUCACGGAUGUAGAAUAGUUACAGGAAAGAACGUAACGAAUCGACGAAACGAGGUGCCGGGGGUUGGCGUCGCCCUUAAGCCCCUCGACCUUCCACCCCGCCUGCGCUGGCUACUAUGCGAAUUGUACUAAGCAUUCGAGCCCUUAUCGCGGUGCUUGGCUUGACCGCCGUUUUUGAAAUCGUCCAAUCGCAGCAGUAUCAAAACGAAACUCACCGUCACCAUCACAACAUAAGCUUCGACUACUUCAUUAAGAAUCCAAAGCCAUACACAAGGGACAUCCACCUGAACAAACCCGGUCAAUUGCUAAACCCGCGAGAGAAUCAAAAAUUGUUGCAAAUGGAGGGCAGAGAACGUAACGAAGUCGAGUGCUGUCCAACGAUUGAGGAAAUGGUGGAACCCGAUGGCGGGGAGAACCAGAAUGGGCAGUACGUGGAGCUGUUCCACGGAGAAUACAGACAGAGAUUCUAUGAGAGAUCGUGCCAUCCGCAAAUCCUCAACAAGAACUGUAGGUUUAUGGACAGGAAGGUGCACAGCCAGUCGAGAUGUAUACAGAAGUACGUGUACACUUAUGCGUUGGUGAGGAGUGGUGGUGAUAAGAGUAAGAAUUUUCCACAUUUUUCGUCGAGCGGACCUUAUCAAGACAGCCAUUUCACAAUGGAUUAUAUUAAAGUACGGAGUGGAUGCACGUGCGUAAUUUUGCCCAACAGGAAAAAGCGAGGGAGAAAACAUAAGAAAACUUACGAUCCAUGAACUUUUAUUUAAUUAUUGCCAUUAUACCAAAGGAGAUUUUCAGUGACUUUAGUUAAAAUCAGUGUUAAGUUUGUAAAUUUUUUAUUUCUUUUUAACUGAACUUACUACAUAUAUGUUUGAGAUGUACAAACUUUUUUUAUGUAAUUUUACAAGACAUUCCAUGUUACAAAAGUUUAGUUUUGGUGUUAUGAAUGCAACAUUCGUAACCAAGUGUGUCAUGUACUUUUUGUUUCUAGUCGAACUAGGAAUAAAAUUUUAUAUCUUAAAGACUUGUUAAUAUAAGUACUUAGUCUUAAACCAAGUUGCUUAAUACUUACUAAUUAAAAUAAAAAUAAAUUACUAUUUAUUCAACUAUCGAAUCCACAGCAAUUUUCUUUGAGAAAAUAGCCAAUAUAGUUACCGCGGGUGUCAAAUGAGGAUUUAGUAAAGCUUUCAUUAGCUCCAUUUUAUCAUGUCCUCAAAACUAUAUUUGAUUUCUUCGGUUUUGACACCACUGACUGAAUUAAACAAAACAUUUGUUUUGUCAUCACUUACGUAAAAAAGUGUAUUACUUAAUUAUUUUAUCUGAGUCUAAUGGUCACUUUCAGCUAGUAAAACUAUAUUUUUUGAAUGCUUAAAGAAUAUUUUACAUUCUUUUUAUAAUACUCAUCUCAGUACAUUUAGUAUUAUUAAUGUAAACAGAUGGUUACCCCCGGAAAGUACUGAAAGAUGUGUUUUACAUGUGUAAGCCUUUAAACAAAUAUUUAACUAAAAUAUUUUAUUGAAAUGUGAACCAUUUGUUAUUUGUACUAGUGAAAUAAUAUUAAAUAUAGUAUGUAGAAAUAAUAUUUGUAAAUAUAUUUAUUGUCUGAUUAAUUAAAACUAUAUGAAUAUGCUUUAUUUAAUAUAUUUAUUUUUGUAUUUUUUUACAUUUCAAUAAAAUCUAUAUUACUUACAAUAAAGUACUUAUAAAUUUUGAAUAUGUACAAAAUUUAUAUAUACUUUCUGUGUGUACUUUAAAAAAUUUAUAAUCUCGUGUAAUGAUAAAUUAUUUUUCUAUGUUCAGUUUUUUGGAAUUCUUCAAUGUUGCCAAUUAGGUAUAUUGGAAUUUAAUCCGAUAGACGAUAAUAUGAACCUCAUUUUAUUGUACUCAUUAAUGUACUCAUUGUUCAAUUUUAAAAUACAAAAUGUAUUAUGUAAAUAUACAUUUAACGAAUAAAGCUGUGCAGAAUACACUAACUCUUAAUAUUGA
Messenger RNA from Aethina tumida (small hive beetle), 2484 nucleotides. RefSeq lists its product as uncharacterized. NCBI's taxonomy places the organism in Eukaryota, Metazoa, Arthropoda, Insecta, Coleoptera, Nitidulidae. Gene Ontology annotation, molecular function: growth factor activity; Toll binding. The transcript is spliced from 6 exons. The record is from RefSeq and is a predicted model, not a curated record. Bases 618 to 1253 code for a protein of 211 amino acids. Gene Ontology annotation, biological process: innate immune response; central nervous system formation; regulation of Toll signaling pathway. Gene Ontology annotation, cellular component: extracellular region.